GACGUGACACGCCAGCCUCGCGCCAGCGCGCCGUAAGUGCGCAGGCGCGCCAGCCGUCCUCUUUUCUGCUCUUCCUUCUCCCGGUCUCCAGACGUCAGCGGCCGUUGGGUCCUAUGUCGCGCCGGGCCCUCCGGAGGCUGAGGGGGGAACAGCGCGGCCAGGAGCCCCUCGGGCCCGGCGCCCUGCAGUUUGUCCUCCACGAUGACGAUGAUGCGGAAGAAGAAGGUCCAAAGCGGGGUCCAGGUGGCCGGCGCUCCCGGGGCGCAGGCAAGGAGGGCGUCUGCGUCAACAACCGGUUCGAGCUGAUAAACAUCGAAGACCUUGAGGAGGGACCUGUGCUGAAUGGGGAGAGAUCCGAUUGUCUGCUUACAGAUGCUGUGGUGUCAGGGAACAAAAGGAGAUCUCAGAGUGGAAGUGCAGACACCAAGAAAGCUGGUGAAGCAGCUGACAAAGCAGUGCCCCCAGAGCAGUCUAAUAUAAGUGGUAAACUCCGAAAGAAGAAAAAGAAACAGAAAAAUAAGAAAAACACUACAGGAGAAAUUUUGGAAAAUGGACUGGAAGAUAUUGACCGCAUCUUGGAGAGGAUUGAGGACAGCAGUGGUUUAAACCGCCCAGGCCCGCCUCCCCUGAGCUCGAAGAAGCAUGUCUUGUAUGUGGAGCACAGACACUUGAAUCCAGACACAGAACUGAAAAGGUAUUUUGGUGCUCGAGCUGUCCUGGGGGAACAAAGGCCAAGGCAGAGGCAGCGUGUGUACCCCAAGUGUACAUGGCUGACGACCCCUAAGAGCACCUGGCCACGGUACACCAAACCAGGUCUGUCAAUGCGCCUGCUGGAGUCCAAGAAAGGCCUCUCCUCCUUUGCAUUUGAGCAUAGUGAGGAGUACCAGCAGACUCAGCACAAGUUCCUGGCUGCCGUGGAGUCCAUGGAGCCCAACAACAUUGUGGUUCUGCUCCAGACUAGCCCAUACCACGUUGACUCACUUCUGCAGCUCAGCGAUGCCUGCCGCUUUCAGGAGGAUCAGGAGAUGGCCCGAGACCUCGUAGAGAGAGCGCUGUACAGCAUGGAGUGUGCCUUCCACCCCUUGUUCAGCCUCACCAGCGGGACCUGCCGGCUGGAUUACCGCAGACCUGAGAACAGGAGCUUCUACCUGGCCCUCUACAAGCAGAUGAGCUUCCUGGAGAAGCGAGGCUGCCCACGCACUGCGCUGGAGUUCUGCAAGCUCAUCUUGAGCCUGGAGCCUGAUGAGGACCCCCUGUGCAUGCUGCUGCUCAUCGAUCACCUGGCCUUACGGGCACGCAACUACGAGUACCUGAUCCGCCUCUUCCAGGAAUGGGAGGCUCAUCGGAACCUGUCUCAGCUCCCAAAUUUUGCCUUCUCUGUGCCAUUGGCCUAUUUCCUGCUGAGUCAGCAAGCAGACCUCCCUGAGCAGGAGCUCAACUCUGCAAGGGAGCAGGCCUCUCUCCUGAUCCGACAGGCACUCACCAUGUUCCCUGGAGUCCUCCUACCUUUGCUUGAGUACUGCAGCGUGCGGCCAGAUGCCGCUGUCGCCACUCACCGCUUCUUUGGACCGGAUGCUGAGAUAAGCCAACCCCCUGCCCUGAGCCAGCUGGUGAGCCUGUACCUCGGAAGGUCACACUUCCUCUGGAAGGAGCCCGCCACCAUGAGCUGGCUGGAGGAGAACGUUCGUGAGGUUCUGCAGGCGGUGGACUCUGGAGACCCUGCGGUGGAAGCGUGUGAGAGCAGACGGAAGGUGCUCUACCAGCGUGCGCCCAGAAAUAUCCACCGCCACGUGGUCCUGUCCGAGGUCAAGGAAGCUGUUGCUGCCCUCCCCCCGGAUGUGACCACGCAGUCUGUGAUGGGGUUCGACCCUCUGCCUCCUUUGGACACCAUCUACUCCUACGUGAGACCAGAGAGGCUGAGUCCCGUCAGCCAUGGAAACACAAUUGCACUCUUCUUCCGGUCCCUGUUGCCUAAUUACACUAUGGAGGGUAUCCUGCGAUAAGCUUCAGCCAACAGGAUAGGAGUCUACUGGGUUCCCCCAGAAAGGGGUUGGUCCUCUGAUAAUGACAGGCAAGCAAGAAGAACUUGGUACUCUGCAUCAUCCAGCCUUAAAUACAACCAGAUGGGAUUGUGAUAUCCGGAGCUGCAGCAGCCAUUUUACGAUCAGGAGUUGCUGACCCUCAAAAUGAAGAGCCAGUGUCCUAGAGAUAGGCAAAGAGAGGCUGGGCCCAGACUGGUGAAACUGCUCACUUCUGGGCCUGCUGUCCCAAGAGAUUAUUAAAUCAUCAGUGCUCAGCUAAA
Molecule: messenger RNA, 2302 nt
Organism: Canis lupus familiaris (dog)
Lineage: Eukaryota; Metazoa; Chordata; Mammalia; Carnivora; Canidae
Gene: TCF25
Product: transcription factor 25
Exons: 18
Coding region: 114-2003 (629 amino acids)
Cellular component (GO): RQC complex
Source: RefSeq, a predicted model, not a curated record